UGGUUUGGAGGCGGGUUGUCCCGGCGCGCUCGUAUAGUUGGGAAUCCUGCUGACAGGCAGAGUGUGCGCUUGGGCGGGGCCCCGUGGCUGCCGGUCUCCCAGGAAGAGUCCCCUGACAUCUGGCUUGGAGGUGGUCAUUCAUCCCUCUAGUGCGGCCCAGGAGCGAGGGUCCCCUCGGGGGUCCUGGGUCCCCUAGCCUAGGCUUGUAGCUUAUCAACCGGCGCUAACCCUGGGCUGUCGCCGGCCCCUUCAGAACAGAGACCGUCCUUCUGCUCUCACACGGUGGCCCCGGUGACCGCUCCCAUGGCUUUCCCCCAUCGACUGGACGCCCCCGAGCUUCCUGACUUCUCUAUGCUCAAGAGGCUGGCUCGAGACCAACUCAUCUAUCUGCUGGAGCAGCUUCCUGGAAAGAAGGAUUUGUUCAUUGAGGCAGAUCUCAUGAGCCCUUUGGAUCGAAUUGCUAAUGUCUCCAUCCUGAAGCAACAUGAAGUGGACAAGCUGUACAAGGUGGAGAACAAGCCUGUCCUCAGCGCCAAUGAACAAUUGUGCUUCUUGGUCAGACCCCGCAUCAAGAAUAUGCGCUACAUUGCCAAUCUUGUCAAUGCUGACAAACUGGCCGGUCGAAUUAGAAAAUAUAAAGUCAUCUUAACUCCUCAGAAGUUUUAUGCAUGUGAGAUGGUGCUUGAGGAAGAGGGAGUCUAUGGAGAUGUGAGCUGUGACGAGUGGGCCUUCUCUCUGCUGCCUCUGGAUGUGGAUCUGCUGAGCAUGGAGCUGCCGGAAUUUUUCAGGGAUUACUUCCUGGAAGGUGAUCAGCGUUGGAUCAACACUGUGGCCCAGGCCUUGCACCUUCUCAGUACGCUCUAUGGACCCUUCCCUAACUGCUAUGGCAUUGGCAGGUGUGCCAAGAUGUCGUAUGAUCUGUGGAGGAAACUGGAGGAGGAGGAGGACAGUGAAACCAAAGGUCGAAGACCAGAAAUUGGACACAUCUUUCUCCUAGACAGAGACAUGGACUUUGUGACAGCACUUUGCUCCCAAGUGGUUUACGAGGGCUUGGUGGAUGACACCUUCCGAAUCAAGUGCGGGAGUGUCGACUUUGGCCCAGAAGUCACAUCUUCUGACAAGAGCCUGAAGGUGCUACUCAAUGCUGAGGACAAGGUGAGGGUACAGGUAUAAUGGUACUUACCCAGGACCACUGCUGCACAAAGCUGGGGUCCAAAUCCCUGGGAGGGUUCCCCAUCAAUUAGGAUCAGAUUCA
Molecule: messenger RNA, 1255 nt
Organism: Microtus ochrogaster (prairie vole)
Lineage: Eukaryota; Metazoa; Chordata; Mammalia; Rodentia; Cricetidae
Product: VPS33B, late endosome and lysosome associated
Exons: 11
Coding region: 304-1173 (289 amino acids)
Biological process (GO): vesicle-mediated transport
Source: RefSeq, a predicted model, not a curated record